Molecule: messenger RNA, 1293 nt
Organism: Lolium rigidum
Lineage: Eukaryota; Viridiplantae; Streptophyta; Magnoliopsida; Poales; Poaceae
Exons: 2
Coding region: 57-1193 (378 amino acids)
Biological process (GO): RNA processing
Source: RefSeq, a predicted model, not a curated record
ACCGCCUCCGUGGGCGCACCCACCGUACCGUUGAUUGAAGAAGAAGCGGCGGCUACAUGGGGAAGAAGCUGGGCAACGCUGGCCCUUCGUCGGCAUCCAGGUCCACCAACCAGGCCGUAUCGCUCCGGGAGGAGACCUCCGGGAAGACGCAUGCCGACGCGGCCUCCCUGCUGAGGGUCCAGCACCUGCAGCGGCUGGCCGCGUGGGCGAGCGGGGAGGCUGCGGUUGGACCGAUCGGGGCACUGCUAGGCCACCGCCUCGCCACGGACGCCGUGGCCCCCGGGAUUCCCAUAGGCGCUUCCUCCUUCCUUUGCCAGAGGUGUGAAUCAGUUUUACAGCCAGGCUUCAACUGCACAAUCCGUAUAAAGAACAACAAAAAGAAAGCAAAGAGGCGGAAGAAGUCAAAUUAUUGCCGAAACAGCAUUGUGUAUGCAUGCCAUUUCUGUGGAGACCAAAACCUAAUACGGGGUAGUGGAAAGGGUAUGGUGAAGAGCCUAUUAUCAUCAAGAAAGCCUGCUAGCAUGGACAUAGCCAGCAUAAUGUUGAAAGGAGAAAGUAUGAACAUGGCAAGAGUAGCUACAAAAAAGGGGAUCGAGUAUUCUUUAACGGCAGUCUCACGACUGGAAUCUGACAGGUUGAAAACAUUUACUCUUGAAAAGGAUAAACAUGUUAACGGGCCAAAGUCUAAUCUUUCUGAAGAUUCUGAAAUAGAGAAAGGGGUUGUUUUUCCAAUGAUGGAUCGUGGUCAGUUGGCAUCUGCAACGGUUCAGGAAGACAUCCCACAGAAAAUUGUAGAAAGCACCACACAUUAUAAAUUUAUGAAUGAAAUCAAGCCCAUGUCUGAUAUUACUUCUCAAGAAGAAUUUGUAGUUGGGUCAAAUUUUGUUACUCCUCAGAAGAACAAACUGGGAGAAGUGACUGCACCUAAAGGUUCGGCAGAACAAUUGAAGACAAGAAGUACACUGAACAACAAAGGGCAGAGUUGUGUUUCAAUUACUGGCAAGGCCCCUAGAAGUCAUAGUAAGUCAGCUUCGAAUACUAAAUCUGCACUAGGUGACUCUACACAGCCUGCUGGCAGUUCAAGGAAGCGAGCAAGAAAAGGGUGGACUACGCUAAAGCAGAUUGCUGAAAAGGAGGAGCUUGAGAGAGAAGUGAAGAUGGAUAACUUUGUAAUCCCAUUCUUCAUGCAGUAAAUUGUCUUGCAGUUUGCACCCGCUGUAUACAUUUGCCAUCACAAAUGGUUACAUUCUUGUAUGGUAUUAUUAGUUACUCUCUACAUUCCUCCAAUGAAUA